This is a messenger RNA of Eurypyga helias (sunbittern), 519 nucleotides long. RefSeq names its product growth hormone releasing hormone (gene GHRH). NCBI's taxonomy places the organism in Eukaryota, Metazoa, Chordata, Aves, Eurypygiformes, Eurypygidae. Gene Ontology annotation, cellular component: perikaryon; terminal bouton; extracellular region. The record is from RefSeq and is a predicted model, not a curated record. The coding region runs from base 1 to 519 and encodes 172 amino acids. The transcript is spliced from 5 exons. Gene Ontology annotation, molecular function: growth hormone-releasing hormone activity; growth hormone-releasing hormone receptor binding; peptide hormone receptor binding. Gene Ontology annotation, biological process: positive regulation of multicellular organism growth; adenylate cyclase-activating G protein-coupled receptor signaling pathway; positive regulation of growth hormone secretion.
AUGCUGGAUAAGGCCACCCUGCUCCUGUUCCUGCAUUUAGUUGCAUGCUCCAUCUCCUCCCCUCUCUACCCAGCUCUUAGGUACAGUCCCGGGCUGGCUGCCGGCACGGCUGCCAGCUUCCAGCUACAGCACAGCAGCCCGCUGCAGAGCCAUAACCCCACGGUGGAGGUACAGGACGAGGAGGGUUUGCUGACAGACCCCGCUGAGAAAAGGAUGCAGCGCCAUGCCGAUGCCAUAUUCACCGACAACUACCGGAAAUUCCUGGGGCAGAUUUCUGCUCGCAAAUUCCUACAGACCAUCAUCGGAAAGCGGCUUGGAGGCAGCGAGAGCAGCCUGGGAGAGGGGGUGCACGAAUUUCUGACAAGGCGCCAGUCCGACAGCAUCCUGAUGGACAGCCGCUACCACCAACAGAUGGUACUAAGGGACUUCCUGGGAGCCAUCCUGCAGAACCAGAGGCCUCAGGACAUCAACAGCAGCCGGUUAGAAGGCUUUCCCAGCACCCUGGCUAAGCUCAUGUAA